CUAACUUGCUUACAACAACAUACCUAUCCAAGAGUCUCAGGCUUAAGCCCGUAGAUCCCACUUCAGUUCAACUACCCACAUAGCUCAUCUACACAAGUCGCGUCACUAUCGGAAAUAAGGCAUUCGCCUACCCGUGAACAUGAGAAAACUAGCCCCCAGAGCCGUCAGUUUCGAGGGCGCGGAACCACUAGCUAGGCCGCUGGCACUCACGAAGCCCAAGCUCUCGCGUGCGAGCACACACAAAGUCCGGUCAGGGUGUAUCACUUGCAAGAAGCGACACGUCAAAUGCGACGAGGCUAAGCCGCAUUGUAAAACCUGUGUCUCCAGGGGAAUGACGUGUGAAGGUUAUGUUGCUGGUGCCAAAAAGGGCACCCCUGGGCCUGCCGUGGUCUCCUGGGAUUCUCGUCAGGUUGUUCCGGUCGCUUCUCCGACGACACAGCUCCUACUCGACCCCGACACCACCGAUUUCCGAACCGGCGCCAGCCUGCUCUAUUUCGACGAGUUUAUAGGCUUGGUCCGGGGUUCAUGGAAUACCGCCACAUCCAACGGCGACCUUUGGGCGGUCACCCUGCCUCAGCUCGCCCGCACCAACAACACCCUCCGCCAUGCCGCCAUCGCCAUUGGUGCUCUUUGCGUAUGGCAUCGCCAAUUCCCCUCCAGGCCGCUUAGCGCAAUGUCAGUACCAGAUCUCAUGACUGCAGAAGGAGACAUACAUUACUUUCGGUCCAUCGCUUACUACUGCCAGUCUCUGAAGCUGCAGAGCCAGCAACGUUCUACCCAGGAUGCCGUUCUGUUGUCCGUGCUGCUAUUGACCUUCGAAUCUCUCCGAGGAAACAUACAGGCCGCCUUGGAUCACGUCGACCACGGCCUGGCUAUGUUGCUUACCUUCUUGGCCGACGGAGAUGCGCAUCAGGCUAUCGCGAAGCUGGAGCCGAGUCAUAAGCCACUGUUCACGGCCGUGGCAGACAUUUUUAACCAUUUGGGAAAGCAGGGCCGGUCUAUUUAUCGCAAAAGGAUUAACCGCGAGCCUAAUCUUCGCAACUUUUCCAGGAGGCUCCAGAGCAAGAAAUAUACGGUAGAGACAUUCUUCGUCUUGCUGAGUCAGAUACCUCGCUCUUCCGUGGACACAAGUCGCAUUCCGGCCGUUUUCAGUAACCUUGGCGAGUAUGAGGAGUACUGGGUGGCGGCUCAACGUGCCCGGGCCGUCUACUCGAAGAUCAUGGCGGAAGUUAUAAAACCGUCGGCCAUUCUUCACUGCAAUGACCAAGGCUCCAUCGAAAAAUAUAUUAUCUACCUCCUAAGCCAUCCUCGCGUAAAGGGGUUCUCUGAAGAUUCAAAUAAGAUGAUGAGAGCACUUGGUGCUGCGUUUCUACCCCUCUUCAACAGAAUCCUCGCGUCUAACCUCGGAUCGCCGACAUACCUGAAAGCCAUCCAUUUGCGUCUACAGUACCUGGAAAUUGACGUUUUUGAAGACCCCACACAGUUCCUCAGCAUCGAGAUAAUGCAGUCGAAAACGUCUUCAUUCCGCGAGUAUCUGUCUUUGGCACAGAUUGCUCUUCGUAUCGCGAAGCAAGAUAUCAAGAACCCAGCUCACCACAUGUCCUUACAGUGUGGAAUAGCUUGGCACCUACUGGUUUUGUCUCUUUUCUGCCGCGAUCCCCUCGCCCGCGACGAAGCAGUUUGGACAUUGAGAGACUACCCAGGCCAAGACGGGCUAUGGAACACCCGUGCACUGUACGCCAUAGCCCUGAAGAAUCGUGACGUCGAGCAGCUCAACGCAGCUGAAGGCACAUCUACGGAGCAGUGGCGGCGGCUAUGGCGACGAGAGUUCGGCUUCGAAGAUGGCGGCCAUCACAUUAUGUUCCGUUACCUAGAGAAAGACGAGACAACGGGAGAAUGGGGGGUAGUGGAGGACGGCGCGGACAUUCGGGGAGACUCCAACGAGAUUCGUUGGAGCCGCCAGCCUCUUACAGAAGGAUCCAGCGGCCUGCUCAUGGUAGACCUGUAUGUUGCCGAAGAGGCUCAACACGCCAAAAAGUAAAGCCACGUACUUCGGCACACUGCUCCAAUAGGCUGGGUUCUAUCUAUAUCGUAUUCAUCUACCCACAACAAUUUUGCACUACUGCGAGAACGGCCAGAGAUUAUACAAAAUCAACGCACACACUAACGGUGCUAGUGAUGAGAAUCAAAGGGUAUUACGUAGGUCGGGAGAGUUACGUAGGGACUGAGGUUGCUCUGC
Molecule: messenger RNA, 2239 nt
Organism: Durotheca rogersii
Lineage: Eukaryota; Fungi; Ascomycota; Sordariomycetes; Xylariales; Xylariaceae
Exons: 1
Coding region: 140-2041 (633 amino acids)
Biological process (GO): regulation of DNA-templated transcription
Molecular function (GO): DNA-binding transcription factor activity, RNA polymerase II-specific; zinc ion binding
Source: RefSeq, a predicted model, not a curated record